Messenger RNA from Pochonia chlamydosporia 170, 1752 nucleotides. RefSeq lists its product as hypothetical. The transcript has 3 exons. The coding region runs from base 1 to 1752 and encodes 583 amino acids. The record is from RefSeq and is a predicted model, not a curated record. Lineage: Eukaryota; Fungi; Ascomycota; Sordariomycetes; Hypocreales; Clavicipitaceae. Gene Ontology annotation, cellular component: spliceosomal complex.
AUGGCCAGUGUUGACGAUAUUUUCAAAAACUCGGGUGUUCCUAGCAAAAGGAAGCUAGAUGCUAUCAAAGAUCCCAAUGAAAUAUACAAAGCUAGUAAACUAAGUGCGAAUGGACCAAACCGUCGCGCCCAUGUCCAAGACCAUCCCGACGACGAUCAUGAAGCCGGUCCACAACCGGACGAUGACGGCGAUUUCGGUCCCGCCAUGCCGCCAGACGAAGACGACGCAGGCGAUGACGAGGAGGGCCGUUUCUUCGGCGGCGGCAUAAGCAAGCAAGAGUCACAGAUUCUCGACUUUGUCGACGAAGCAGGCGACGCAGACCAAGCCCUAGACAAGAUCGACGCGACAUGGCUGCGCAAGACGGCUCUAAACUUUGAAAAGCACAUCACCAAAAACGCCGAAUUGCGAGCCAAAUAUGAAGAUGAGCCUCAAAAAUUCAUCAGCAGCGAAGCCGACCUCGACGCCGACAUCAAGAGCCUUUCCAUCCUGUCAGAACACCCAGAGCUGUACCCCGACUUUGUGGAGCUCGGUUCCGUAAACAGCCUUGUCGGCCUGUUGGCUCACGAAAACACAGACAUUGCCAUUGAUGCCAUAGAGAUCAUCGGCGAGUUGACCGACGAGGAUGUGUCAGCUGAGGAUGAGCCAUGGAACGCGCUGGUAGACGCCAUGAUUGAGUCAGACCUCAUCGGACUGCUAGUCUCCAAUUUUUCACGCCUCAACGAAGAUGAAGAAGCAGAUCGCAACGGGGUAUACUACGCGCUCGGAAUAAUAGAGAACCUCUGCUCCCGAGCCGCUACCGCUACACGAAUAUGCCAAGAAGACAGCCUAUUGAAAUGGCUUCUCCAGCGAAUUCAGCGCAAGGAAUCACUCGUAUCCCAAAACAAGCAGUAUGCCGCCGAGAUCCUCGCCCUCCUAGCGCAAGCAUCGCCCGAAAAUUGUCAGCAACUGUCCAAUCUCGACACCAUCGACAACCUCCUCCAACUAGUAGCCACGUACCGCAAACGGGACCCCGACAAAGGCGGCGAGGAAGAAGAAUACAUGGAGAAUCUCUUCGAAGCACUAACAUGUCUCGCGGACCAGCCCGUCGGAAAGACCAAAUUCGUCGAAGCAGAAGGCGUAGAGCUAUGUCUCAUCAUGCUCAAGGAAGGGAAAAUGAGUAAAGUCCCCGCACUACGACUACUAGACCACGCCGCGUCAGGCACAGCCGGCACAGACGUCUGCUUGAAAAUCGUAGAAGCAGGUGGUCUCAAGGGUGUAUUCACGCUGUUCAACAAGACGCAGGAUCACCGGCUACUCGGCCACUUGAUCAGCAUAUUUGCGUCCAUGCUACGCCUCCUACCAGCGUCUUCGGCCGAAAGAAUACGCACGUUGGCGAAAUUUGUAGAGAAGGACUACGAAAAGACCGUCAAACUCGUCAAACUACACAGGGAGUAUUCCUCCCGCGUAAAAAGGGCAGAAGAUGAAUUCGCACAGCAAGGCGCACAGGAUGCAGACGCCGAGAUCGAGCUCCUCCUGCAAAGAUUAGAUGCCGGCCUCUCGACACUGCAGCAGCUAGACGUCACGCUCGCAUGGCUCGUCGCCGAAGACGCAGGCGCAUCCAGAAAGAUCAAACUGCUACUCGCGGAGCGUGAUGAGAAUCUAUCCACUCUAGCGACCAUCCUGUCAGAACAGCAAGGCGGGCUAGAUACAUCAGAGGAGGACAGCAAAGACCUAAGCGAAAUGCUAGGCACACUGAUACAAUUCCUCUCGUAG